UGUUGUCUCGGUCUCCCAAACGGAUCCCCUCUUCUGUUUGUUCUGUCCCUCUUUGUCCAACACUCGUCUCCAGCUCCACAAAGCAUCGUCGAAUGAGGCCCUUCUUACAGAAGCGUUGAUUAUCUAGGACAAAGACAUCAUGUCUUCUUCUCAACUCCUCUUCGAGCUACUCUCCUCACUUCCACCUCAGAAUAUCACUGGACCAACAUCACUAACCCCUGACACCGACCCCGACAUAAAUCUUACGGAGCUUGAUUCGUCCGGGUUCAAGAGUCUCUUAUCGACUGAUCUGACCUCUUCAUUCGUUUCGCCAUCCUUGCCUUUGCAUAGUGAUCGCUUUGUUGUCCGAAGUGGAUUCGUUAAGAAAGUAUCCACCGUGUUGCAAGGAGCGACAAAACGACGUAAUAGCACCGGUGACAGUCUUGCCUCUUUGCUUCAUACUUCAGAAAGUAACGCAUAUAUGACUGUUCGUGCGCGAUCAGUAUCUCCGAGGAACUCUCCUGCCAAUUGUAGCGGGCCGGUGCCGACAGAGCAGGAUCCGGAUUACAUUCAGGAGCAUAUUAAGGUCGAGGAGGAUGUGGAAGAGUUUGUUUCGGAUGCGGAUGAGGUUGAUCCAAAUGAGCUGAAGAUCGAGGAUGGUAAAAGAGCUAGAAAGAAGAGGAGGGAUAUAGAUGCUACAUACAUUCCGGGGAAAGAUGACGAUGAAGAUGACACUUUCAACCCAGAUUCAAAUGAGAUUGAUCCCAGUGAGCUCAUCGACAGGGUUGCGAAGAAGAACAGAAAGAGGAAACCUGGUGUGGAUGCUACAUACAUGCCAGGGAAAGAGGAUGAUGGUGAUAGCAGUCAGGACAAUGAAGCAACCGCCAGGGCUCCCAAGAAGAGAAGGGUGAUACCAAACUCUGCAUUAGUAUCGUCUGUCGAUGCCCGCCAUCUGACUCCUGAGAAGCCGAUAGAAACAGAGUUCCCCGUUACGCCGUCUGCUCAAAUCGAUCCUGUGUAUCAACAGGGGGUGACUCAGUUCCCACAAAUUGAUAAUGGAACGACGGGUCUAGGUGCGAUCCUGUAUCCAACGCCGGAUACUCUUCGAAAGAAAAGUACAACCAAGGUUGGAACCGCUUCGUCUGCGCUCCCUCAUGCUCGCCAUGUUCCGAAGAAGACUCCGAAAAAGGAAAAUGAGGAGUACGUUCCAGGUGAAACUUUGAUUUCCGAACCGGAGGCGACUCCGAUGAAGUCGAUCGAGGCCGAAAAUGCAAACCCAGCCUAUUUGACCGAGGAUGAUAACGAAGAGUAUCAAGACCGACCCAUCCAUCAUACUGAGAAGACAGGCAUCGUCUUUGACUUUUCAGUAGAAAGAGCCAAGCGCUGGGCCAGCGCAAUCAAUGUGCCAAAGGGUCUCUUCAAUGAGGAAGAAAAAGAUUUGUUCUUUCGCCUUGCAAUGCGCGGCUUUGAGCCGGUUGUCCCCAGAAGCUGGCGAUAUGACUUUCCGACACUGCCAGAAUCUUUAUAUCCUAGGAGCUCCGAGGCGAGUGACAAGCCAAUUAUCGACGUCACUCGAAGCUCGAAUCUCUACGCUAUCAAAGCCUUGACAUGUCUGUUUGCCGUCGGUGGCCGUGUCCGCGACUGUGACAUUCUACACCAACAACCCGAACCCUUGAUCAAGCAAGCAAUCCAGAAAUACAUCCACUGGGCUCUCUUUGACGUCGAGUUAGACACUAUGCAAGAUGCACUGCCAGUUCAUGUGAUAUAUGCUCAGAAGAAAGACGAAAAGACUAUCAAAGCCGUCCGGAAGAUGAACACAAAGCUCCAAAAGCUUACCCGGCGACACCAAGAAGAACUCGGCGUGACAAUCAACAACGCUCCAGACAAGAAGGAGGCGAAAAUACUGGAGGACAUUAAAUUUCCCCUUCUUACUGGAUUCAUCAUCUGCGGCCCCAUCGUCGCCAUCUUGACCCAUAGUACUGAUCCUCGAGAGAUCGGUAACGGCGAAGAAGAUGGUCGGUUCAUCUCUCAGUUUGACUUGUCUGAACGCGGUCAGGACGUGUGGAAUUCCCUGGCUAUUGCUAUUACUGUGAUGCAUGUUCGUCGGACUAUGUUGUCGCUGGCGCAUCAGGGGAAGGGGAGUUAUCAGCCUGGUCGGAGGCGUAGUCUUUCGGCAUUUGAUGUCGAUCGUUAGAUUUAUCGUUGGUUUGAUGGAUAUUUUGUAUGUUAUGGAUUUGGGGCUUGCCUAGUUAGCGCGGUAUGACUUGCAAUGCAUUUAGAUAGUCCAGCUACUUGUCCUGAAUGAUAUGAUAAAUGACUGC
Molecule: messenger RNA, 2300 nt
Organism: Aspergillus welwitschiae
Lineage: Eukaryota; Fungi; Ascomycota; Eurotiomycetes; Eurotiales; Aspergillaceae
Exons: 2
Coding region: 140-2173 (677 amino acids)
Source: RefSeq, a predicted model, not a curated record